Aureococcus anophagefferens is the source of this 576-nucleotide messenger RNA. RefSeq lists its product as hypothetical. Gene Ontology annotation, biological process: mismatch repair. Gene Ontology annotation, molecular function: ATP-dependent DNA damage sensor activity; ATP binding; mismatched DNA binding. Gene Ontology annotation, cellular component: nucleus. The record is from RefSeq and is a predicted model, not a curated record. The transcript has 2 exons. Lineage: Eukaryota; Pelagophyceae; Pelagomonadales; Pelagomonadaceae. The annotation marks the transcript as partial.
GCCGCGGAGCUCGGCUGGGCGCGGCCGACCCUCGUCGACGGCGGGGGGUUGACGCUCGACCGGCUUCGGCACCCGCUCGUCGAGGCCGCGACGUCGUCCUACGUGCCCUCGGACCUCGCUCUAGGCGGUCAUGCGAAGCGCUGCGCGCUGGUCACGGGGCCGAACAUGGGCGGCAAGUCGACCUACGCGCGGGCCGCGGCCGUCGCCGUCGUCCUCGCGCACUGCGGGUCCUACGUGCCCGCGGACGCCGCGGUCGUGCCCCGGGCGUCGCGGGUCCUCGCGCGCGUCGGCGCCGCCGACGACCCGCGCGCCGGCGAGUCGACGUUCCUGCGGGAGAUGCGCGAGACCGCGUCGAUCCUACGGCGCGCGACGCGCGACGCUUUGGUCGUCGUCGACGAGAUCGGCCGGGGCACGUCGACGGAGGACGGCGCGGCGCGGCGCACGGCGCUCGCCCACGCCGUGCUCCGCACGCUCGCCGACGCGGCGACGGGGCCGCUGUGCCUCUUCACGACGCACUUCUUCGAGCUCACGCGCAUGGAGGGCGACGAACACGCGUCGCUCGCGAACUUCCACGUC